Messenger RNA from Adineta ricciae, 924 nucleotides. NCBI's taxonomy places the organism in Eukaryota, Metazoa, Rotifera, Eurotatoria, Adinetida, Adinetidae. The record is from the annotation of a GenBank genome assembly.
AUGACUUCAAACGGCACCAUGUCUGCGCUACCAAACGACUCUAAUUUUACCAUAGUUAUUAACCAAUCAUGGUUUAUUCCUUUUGAUAUUAUCAAUAUUCUAUCUCCUACUUUAGCUAUUCUACUAUCUUUAGUAUUUAUAUCUUUGAUAAUCUUCGACAAAACAUGUCACACAGUUUCCAUGAUACUUGUUUUUAAUUCAUUGGUUGCUCAACUUUUCACUGCUAGUGUUUUAUUAUGGAUGGUUAUAUCUACUUUUAUAAAUGAUCUUUAUCAAAGAUACUAUCGAUAUUCCUACUGUACUUUUCAGGGUUAUAUUAGUUAUGUUGCAGUUGCGGGAUUAUUUUAUUCAUAUUUCUUACAAGCAAUAUACCGUUAUUUAAUAGUCGUUUAUCCAACGCAACCAGUAUGGCAAUCGACUAAAUUCCAAUGUUUUCUUAUUAUUGGAAAAUGGAUUGUUAGUUUUCUAUACGCUUUUCCCCAUUUAUUUACAGGUAAGAUUAUUUAUCAUGUCAAUGAUCAAAUAUGUCAAAUGCCUCUUCAUCUGUCAAUUAUCGCAGUGUAUAAUAUCAUUUAUAUUUAUUUGAUUCCCAUGAAUGGUAUUAUGUUUAUAUAUUUUAAGUUAAUUCGGUAUGUGAAAGAAAUGAAUAAACAUGUCACACCUGCAAAUACUUUAUUGCGUGUACAAAGAGAACUGAAAAUGGUACGUCGAAUUGUGGUAAUUGUGUUUAUUUUAUUGGUAUUUGGCAGUCCCUACGCGACUUUUACAUUUAUGGGAUUUUUUGCUCACCCACCAAAAUAUCAUUUUCGUAUUGCUAAUACAUUUUGUCAAAUUGCAUUACCAUUGAUCACAAUUGCUUUAUUCAAAUUUACAGAUCCACUUAGGAUAUCGUUAAUGGGAUUAAUAAAUCGACAAAGAAAUUGA